This is a messenger RNA of Populus nigra (black poplar), 2540 nucleotides long. RefSeq names its product QWRF motif-containing protein 2-like. Bases 323 to 2272 code for a protein of 649 amino acids. The transcript is spliced from 6 exons. Lineage: Eukaryota; Viridiplantae; Streptophyta; Magnoliopsida; Malpighiales; Salicaceae. Gene Ontology annotation, molecular function: microtubule binding. Gene Ontology annotation, cellular component: centrosome; nuclear microtubule; cytoplasm. Gene Ontology annotation, biological process: spindle assembly; centrosome cycle. The record is from RefSeq and is a predicted model, not a curated record.
ACAGAAAAAGCCUAGGACGACAGUUAUGCUCCUAAAUCUCGCCCAAACCACGCCACCCUCUCUCCUCUCCCACGCCGGCUAAAGGUAACGGUAAGAAGAAAACCUCUCCGGUCACUUUUUUUUCUCUCAAAGAGAAAAAAACUCAUUACAAAUUCCCUCACACUCUCACCAAAUCGACUCACAUUCACUAAUUUCUCUCCUUAAUUUCCUUUAUAAUCAUUCCAUUUUUUCUUUUAUUUAAAGUUAACAGAAAGGGUUUUAAACAGAAAUUAGGGUUUUGAAGAAGAAUGGUAUCUGAAUUGAAUUUUGAAUUUUUAUUGUUAUGACAAUGGUAGCUGCAGUUUCAACACCAAUAAACCCCAAAACGGCAUCAACAACUAGAACAACGCAAAGCCAAAACCCAACAAGACCUCCGUUAUUACCAUCAGACCCCGACAAUGCUCUCGCUCCUCGCCGUCCAAAAUCCCGAGAAGUCAGUUCUCGAUACAUGUCAUCGGCAUCGGCAUCCACUACUUCAACGUCAAGACGGUGCGCUUCUCCGUCGAUUUCACGACGAACAGCGACUUCAACGACUUCCGCUGCUUCCACAAUCAAACGGUCACAAUCAGUGGAGCGUAGGCGUCCUGCUACACCAAGAACUAACUCUCUUGAUUUGAGAAUAGGAAAUACCAAUUGUGGGGUUGUUGAAAGUGGUGAGAUGACAAAUGCCCAGAGAAUGUUGAUAACUUCAACGAGAAGAUUAUCGGUGUCGUUUCAAGGAGAGUCGUUUUCGUUUCAAUUGAAUAAAGCGAAACCAACUCCGUCUCCCAUUAGUGUAAGAAAAGGAACACCAGAGAGGCGUAAAGCAACCACUACAAUACCGACCAGAAGAGCUGAUCAAGUAGAGAAUUUAGGGCCUAUAGAGCAACAUCGGUGGCCAGGAAGAUUUAGGCAGCCGAAUCCAAUGACUAGAAGAAGCAUGGAUUGUACUGAUGAUAGAAAGAAAUUUGCUGGGUCUGGAGUCAAUUUGAAUGUUGUUAGGGCAUUGCAAAAUUCAAUGGCGGAUAACAACAAUACCAGCUCAUCAAUUGAAAGCAGAUUGAGUUCUGAUUCUAGCACAAUCGAUUCCACGAAGCCUAUUGACGUGAAUGAAUCUGAUGUUCAUAGUGAACAUCCUUUGGCUUCGGAUACUGAGAGUGUAUCAUCUGGUACUACUUCAGAGAGUAGUGGAAAUGCUGUUGGUGUUGCAGGACAGGGGGGGCGUGGGUUUAUCGAGCCGGCAAGGUUUUGGCAAGAGACUGCUAGUAGAAUCAGGCGGCAACCAGAGCCUGGGUCACCAGUUUCUAGGAAUAAUGGAUUGAAAGGACCUACACCGGCCAAACUUAUUGCACCAAAGAAGUUUGGAAGUGAUAGUCCAGUAUCUUCUCCAAAAGGAGUUGUCAAUAGUAGGGGACAGAUGUCUCCUAUUCGUGGUGGGGCGUUACGGCCUGGGUCGCCUAGUAAGUUUGGGAUAUCAUCGGCUGCUGCACGGUCUCCUAUGAGGGGAAUGAGUCCAUCGAGGGUGAGGAAUGCCGUGGGAGGUGUUGUGAGUAGUAAUUUGAGCAACGUGAAUAGUACCCCUCCAAUUCUGAGCUUUGCUGCUGAUAUUAGGAGAGGGAAGAUUGGGGAGAAUCGGAUUGUGGAGGUGCAUUUGUUAAGGAUUUUUCAUAAUCGGUUGUUGCAAUUGCGUUUUAUCAAUGCCAGAGCUGAUUCUGCUCUGUCUGCUCAGCGGUUGAAUGCAAAGAAAAGCCUGUAUAAUGCACAUGUAACAACAUCAAAACUGUGUGAAUCUGUGAGAGCAAAAAGAACAGAGUUGCAAUGGCUAAGGCAAAAUUUGAAGCUGAUUUCCAUCCUCAAGGAGCAAAUGUUGUGUUUGGAAGAACUGGCAUUGAUUGACCAGGAUUACUCCCGUUCUUUAUCAGGGGCCAUUGAAGCUUUGCAGGCUAGCACGCUCCGUUUGCCAAUUGUUGAUGGGGCAAGGGCAGAUGUCCAAAAUCUGAAGGAUGCUAUCUGUUCAGCAGUUGAUGUGAUGCAGGCAAUGGCAUCCUCAAUUUGCUUAUUGAUAUCAAAGGUUGGGGAAGUAAAUUCUUUGGUUGCGGAACUGGAAAAAUUAACUCAGAAGGAGCGUAAUAGGCUUUAUCAGUGCAAGGAUCUAUUGUCAACUAUUGCAGCCUUGCAGGUGAAAGAAUGUAGCCUGAGAACUCAUAUUUUACAUCUAAACCGAGUGCCUUCCAGCCUGACAACACAAGUGUAAAAAGCUCAUAUCACCUAAUUCGUUCCCAAAUGCUAACGACAUCAAAUCACCUCAUUAUCCUGUGAUUCAAGGAACCGAGGGGAAAAGUAUUGGAUGGAUAAAGCGAAAGUAGCUAUUUUGUAUGCAUAGAUGGCAUGAAGUUGCCAUUAUCAAAGUCAUAAUUAGAUUGUAUAGAGGUAACCUCUCUACAGGGCAGAGUACAGCGCAUGUAAAUAUACAUAUUGAUGUUUCCAAUCUCUCUUUUCUAAGUUUCCUCUUCUAUUUUUUA